AUGGCAGAAAAAUCCCAAGUACUUUCUGAAUUUAAUGGGCAAAGGACAAAAGACUCUAAAAUGGUGAUAGUGUACCUCUCUAAAUCUACAACUGUUAUUCCUUUGAAGGCCUUUAUCCCACCAUCUUUUUUUGGGCAGAAAAGAAAUAAAAAAUCGACUUCAAAAGUAACCAUGCGGAUCCCAUAUAGCACUCGCUGGUGCUUAAUAUUCUUCAUCUUCAUGAAUUUUCCAGCCCUUCUUUCCUCUGUUGAAAGCAAAAUCACCGCUCCAAAAGCGGAGGACUCAUUUCUGGUCAGAUUAGGAAAAUGGAAAAUGCGGAUUGCAGAGGCCAAAUGCCUACACCGAAUGGAAAAGCUGCCCCCAUACCAAGGAGAAGGUCUGUAUUGUGAUCGCAUGUGGGAUGGAUGGCUGUGCUGGGAUGACACACCGGCUGGAAAAACAGUCACUAAGCAAUGCCCAGAUUAUUUUCCCGACUUCGAUACAACAGAGGUGGCUGUAAAACACUGUGAAAUAAAUGGAACUUGGGAACUAACUGCUGACAUGAAUGAAACCUUGACUAACUACAGUAUGUGUUACGCUUUCUCUGAUGAAAAAAUGAAGCAUGCUUACAUGAUGUUCUACUUGGCCGUUGUGGGACACUCUGUUUCUCUUCUCACCUUGACAAGUUCGCUGGGGGUUUUCCUGCGUUUCAGGAAUCUUGCCUGCCAACGGGUUACCAUGCAUAAGCACAUGUUUCUGACUUACAUUCUGAAUUCUAUUGGUGUCCUCGUCCACCUAACCCAAGUGGUCCCCAAAAUUGAGUACGUGAACUCGGAUCCGCUGAGCUGCAAGAUUCUGAAUUGUAUCAACCAUUACUUGAUGUUAUGCAAUUAUUUCUGGAUGCUCUGUGAAGGGAUCUAUCUGCACAAACUCCUUGUGGUGAACGUGUUCAAUGGGGAACAAAACAUGAAGUGGUAUUAUCUCUUGGGCUGGGGGUUCCCGGUGGUGCCGACUAUAACCCAUGCUAUUGCCAGGCUGAAGCGCUUCAAUGACAGCUGCUGGAUGAGUGUGGAAACCUAUCUGGUUUACAUCAUCCACGGCCCUAUCAUGGCAGCACUGACGGUCAACUUCUUCUUUCUGCUCAACAUCCUCCGUGUGCUCGUGAAGAAGAUUAAGAAUGACCGUCAGCAUGACGGCAGACGGUAUCUGAAGGCAGUGAAGGCCACUAUGUUCCUGGUGCCCCUGCUGGGAAUCCAGUUUGUGAUCUUACCCUGGAGGCCUCACACCAAGAUUCCUGCCCGAGUCUAUGACUACGUGAUGCACUUUCUGAGUCAUUUCCAGGGAUUCUUCGUUUCGAUGAUUUACUGCUUCUACAACACCACCGUCCAAGAAGCCCUGACACGCCGUUUGCAACUGUGCAAAAUCCGCUGGGAGCAGCGCAACGGAUACGCCAACCGCCGGCAGAAAUACAAUAUUAUGCUGGCAGCUCUGGCUGCAGCUGCGGCUGCAACCAAUGCUGAUCCUGGUGAUAUCCCCGUGUGCAUCUGCCACCGAGAGCCGAGGAACCACGCAGCUGCCAACAACCUGGAGGGGAACAACAAUGACGUCGAAUACGAAGUUGAAGCCGAAAUCAACCUGGGCGAGGAGAUUCAUGAGAUCAUCCCAUUGGAAAUCUUAGAGCAGGAGUCAUGCGCUUAAAUGUAAAGCAAAUACAGCAUCAUGAUCUCUGAGGCUUCACAUCCUGGGAGAAAGUCCACCCAUGCUUUUAAAGUGAUCACCAUCCUCCCAGGAGUCAGAUAUAUCAUUUGUGAAGAAUUGUUAAGUGAUUUUAUCCAUAGUGAAUCUGAAGA
Messenger RNA from Myotis daubentonii (Daubenton's bat), 1829 nucleotides. It is a transcript of the gene CALCR, whose product is annotated as calcitonin receptor. Gene Ontology annotation, molecular function: calcitonin receptor activity. NCBI's taxonomy places the organism in Eukaryota, Metazoa, Chordata, Mammalia, Chiroptera, Vespertilionidae. Gene Ontology annotation, cellular component: axon; plasma membrane. The record is from RefSeq and is a predicted model, not a curated record. Gene Ontology annotation, biological process: positive regulation of cytosolic calcium ion concentration; cell surface receptor signaling pathway; adenylate cyclase-activating G protein-coupled receptor signaling pathway.